AUGGCGGUGCCGCUGUGUCGGCCGUGGUCCCGCUGGCGCUGGGAAGGAGCGGGGGCUCGCGCUGUUCGCCUGACGCGCCUUCGAAUCUGUCUGGCGGGUGUUGUUCCUCCUCGCUCGCGGCCCCGCUUUCGUGGCUUCGGUAGGAUAAUGGUGAAUUCUAAUAAUGAAGACCUGGUACCGGAUGACAAGCCCCCCAGCUUUGGGAUAAAUCGUGCUGGAGGAGGUCCACUGGCCUUCUUUCCGCAGUGGAAGCUGAAGCACUACGAUGUUGUUGUAGGUGUUUUGUCAGCUCGACACAAUCAUGAACUGCGCAGUGUUAUAAGGAACACUUGGUUCAAGCACCUGAAACAACACCCUGCACUGAGCCAACGUGUCCUUGUGAAGUUUAUAAUAGGUGCGCAUGGUUGUGCUGUGCCUGUGGAGGACAGAGAAGACCCCUACUCCUGCAAACUUCUGAACAUCAGUAACCCAGUUUUGAAUCAGGAAAUUGAAGCGUUCGGUCUCCCUGAGGAUGUACCUUCUGUGCUAUCCGAAGACAGAAUUGUCAGUGUGAACUUCCGUGUACUUUACCCCAUUGUCAUUACCAGCCUUGGGGUAUUUUACGAGACUGAUGGGGUGGGAUUCCAGAGGAACAUCACUGUAAAACUCUACCAGGCAGAACAUGAGGAGGCUCUCUUCAGCGCUCGCUUUAGCCCACCAAGCUGUGGGGUGCAAGUGAACAGGUUGUGGUACAAGCCCGUGGAGCAGUUCAUUUUGCCGGAGAGUUUUGAAGGUACCAUUGUGUGGGAAAGCCAGGAUCUUCAGGGCCUUGUGUCGAGAAACCUUCAUACCGUGAUGGUGAAUGAUGGAGGGGGUGUUUUCAGAGUCAUUACAGCAGGGGAAGGGUCACUGCCACACGAACUCACAGAAGGUGUGGAGGGCAUAGCAGGUGGUUUUAUCUACACUAUUCAAGAAGGUGAUGCUCUUUUAAAAAGCCUCCAUACUCGCCCAGAAAGGUUUACAAGUCACAUAAAAAAUCUUGAAAAAGAAGACGCUUUACUGAAGGAAGAAAGCAGUACCUAUGAUGAUAUUGUUUUUGUAGAUGUUAUUGACACUUACAGAAAUGUUCCCGCCAAGCUGCUGAACUUCUACCGAUGGACAGUUGAAUCAACGAGUUUCGAGCUGUUGCUGAAGACAGAUGAUGACUGUUACAUUGAUUUGGAGGCUGUUUUUAACAGGAUAAUGCAGAAAAAAUUGGACAGGCCAAACAUUUGGUGGGGAAAUUUCAGACUAAAUUGGGCAGUUGACCGAACGGGGAAAUGGCAAGAGCUGGAGUACCCAAGUCCUGCAUAUCCAGCCUUUGCUUGUGGGUCCGGCUACGUCAUCUCCAAAGACAUUGUUCAGUGGCUGGCAAGCAACUCUGAAAGAUUAAAGACGUACCAGGGUGAAGAUGUGAGUAUGGGCAUCUGGAUGGCAGCUGUAGGACCCAAGCGAUACCAAGAUAGUCUCUGGCUGUGUGAGAAGACAUGCGAGAGUGGCAUGCUGUCUUCCCCCCAGUAUUCUCCACAGGAACUGAGCGAGCUCUGGAGAUUAAAGGAGCUGUGUGGAGAUCCGUGUAGAUGCGAGGAAAGAUGAUGGACUUGCCUUGGAAAACAGGGUAGCAUAUCAUGAUGAUGAAAACGUGUACAUUUGGAUUCAUUCUUUAAACAAUAAGGAAUAUUAAGGUAUCUUUUAAUGUUGGGUUUCAACUAAAGUAUAUUUGCACAUCCCUUUUGAUAAUUACAAGUGGACUGAUGCUACUCAUUUUCUAUAGCAUAGAUGUUGGUCUGACAAAAACCAAAAUGUUUAAGAUAAAAAAAUUUCCUUUUUAUAUAAAGUCAAAGACCUACUUAUAAUUAAUAAAUGCACAUAAGAAUGCCAACUAGCCUGUCUGUUGUAAAUUAAAGUACUACUGAUUUAACUCGGUAUGGAGCCGUGCCAGGAUCCAGUGCAGAGCUGUGCUGGGCCCCAGCGUGUCUGGUAAGUCUCGCUGCAG
Molecule: messenger RNA, 2014 nt
Organism: Opisthocomus hoazin
Lineage: Eukaryota; Metazoa; Chordata; Aves; Opisthocomiformes; Opisthocomidae
Source: RefSeq, a predicted model, not a curated record